AACCAUACUGUUAUUGAACUGGCUCUGUUUGCUUCCGAGUACUCCCAAGUCCAUGGUUAUAUCAGUGCUGUCGUGUGUACAUUCGGGAUCAUCGCAAACAUCGUGAACAUCAUUGUCUUAACUCGUAAAAAUAUGAUUUCGUCCACCAAUACGAUAUUAAUGUGGCUUGCUGUUGCCGAUUUGUUCACCAUGUUGUCCUAUUUACCGUUUAUUAUGAGGUUUUAUAUUUUUCGUGAAGAAGAUCUCGAUCGUUUUAACACUCGGGAUUAUGCGUGGAUCUGUUUCUUAAUGUUCCAUGCUAGCUUUGGUAUCGUGUGCCACACAGUGGCCAUCUGGCUGACCAUCGCCCUUGCUAUAUUUCGUUAUAUUUAUAUCUGCAUGCCUACAAAAGGUGCGAUAUAUUGUAAUGUACGACGCGCAAGGAUUGCAAUAUUCUUGGUAUAUUUGUUGACGGUUGUCAUUUGUAUUCCUAAUUACAUCAUCAACGCUAUCAGCACGGACAGUUUACCGCCAAAACAAUCGCUCGGACCAAAUGGAACAAAUGUUAGUGACAAAAGUGAUAUCUUUUAUUAUCCGUCAUUACGACAGUCGACGACGGCUGAUGUUUUUAUAUAUCAGUCCAAUGUUUAUAUACAGUCAAUCCUCGUGAAGCUGAUACCAUGCUUUCUGCUUACAACGCUUACCAUUCUCUUAAUCCACGCCAUGCAUAAAGCAUACCGUAAACGCAUGCGUUUGAAAUCGCAAGGUCGGAAAGCGGAAUCGGACAAACAUGGAGAGCAUAACCGAACGACCGGUAUGUUGCUUGCUAUUGUGGUAUUGUUCAUGUUAACCGAGUUACCACAAGGUAUUUUAACCCUAAUGACGCUGUUUGAGCCAUGUCUACAGUUCUAUGUGUACAACAACCUCGGCGAUUUAGUAGACGUCAUGGCACUAAUCAACAAUUCUAUCAAUUUUGUGUUAUAUUGUACGAUGAGCAAACAAUUCCGAGAUACAUUUGUUAAAGUGUUCUGUAAG
This is a messenger RNA of Lottia gigantea (owl limpet), 1014 nucleotides long. RefSeq lists its product as hypothetical. Gene Ontology annotation, cellular component: membrane. Gene Ontology annotation, molecular function: G protein-coupled peptide receptor activity. Lineage: Eukaryota; Metazoa; Mollusca; Gastropoda; Lottiidae. The annotation marks the transcript as partial. Gene Ontology annotation, biological process: G protein-coupled receptor signaling pathway. The transcript has a single exon. The record is from RefSeq and is a predicted model, not a curated record.